Molecule: messenger RNA, 685 nt
Organism: Chlorocebus sabaeus (green monkey)
Lineage: Eukaryota; Metazoa; Chordata; Mammalia; Primates; Cercopithecidae
Source: RefSeq, a predicted model, not a curated record
UAACAUUUAUUUCAACAGUAGUUAGACUCAGCUCACCUUAAAAAUGCAAUCCAAUCCCUUUACUUUAAGUGCUAUAGUUGCCUUUGGCUAUUACUAAAAAGCUCCUCUAAGAGUUAGUCAGACAUUGGAGAAAGCAGAAUGUAAGAUUUUAAUUUGUAACUUCACAUGCGUGCUAAUCUAGAAGUACCAAAAAUCUCCAUCAAAGUUUAAUGAAAGAAACAGAGUGCUCUACUUCUAAACAAACUAAUGAGGUCACCGCUAACUUUUCUUUUAAAAAUUGUUAAACACAACUAUCAUUAAAUCAAUGUUGUGUUGAACAAACAAAACUCUUCCAACCAAUACUGCCAUGAACAAAUACUUACAUCUAAAAAUACAAAGUCUUUACAUUACCUCUCUCUCAUAUGCACUUUUAAAAACAUACUUCAGGAGGUCCCACCAGUCAGCAAGCCAGAGCAUGGCGGCCAUCCCCUCCAGCGGCUCGCUCCUGGCCACCUACGACUACUACCGGCGCCGCCUGGAUUCCACUUCCAGCAACAGCUCCUGCGGCAGUACCGAGUGCCCUGGGGAAGCCGUUCCCCACCCCCCAGCUUGUUUUUCGGGAAGUCCACCUUCCCGUUCAUGGCCACGGUGUUGGAGUCUGCCGAGCACCCGGAACCCCCCCCCACCCAGGCCUCCAGCAGCAUGA